This is a messenger RNA of Marchantia polymorpha subsp. ruderalis, 3160 nucleotides long. Lineage: Eukaryota; Viridiplantae; Streptophyta; Marchantiopsida; Marchantiales; Marchantiaceae. The record is from the annotation of a GenBank genome assembly.
CUCGUCCAUCGAGACCAAUAAUCCAAAAGAUUUCGUCUUGAUUCGGAGCGGUGGUAGAGUAACAAGAUGUAUUUUUCACUUUUGUCAAGCAGUCAUCUCUUGGAUCAAAAUUGCAUCUGCUGAUUAUGGGCAGACCGCUUCGUGGAAACAGGCAUAUCAGUGAUAAAUUCAAAUUCGUUCGAACAUUAGCAGAAUCUGAGCAGAUGUUUGUCCGGCACAGUAUUCAAUACCAAACCAGUCCAGUGACUGGAAUCCUCGAUCGCUAGUCCAUCCCCUGCUUUUGGUACAGGCGAUGAAGAACGAGUCGGGAAAUUGGAAUCGAAGGAGGAGAGAAGCGCAUGAGCUGAGUGAGUGCCUGACCCGAGGGCAGUAAAAAAGAAGUGGACUCGGGGGCCGAGUUCAUGGAGUCCUGUGGAGUCGGUUGGUUGGUGGGCAUGCGCUCAGCUCACUAGGAGCACAAGCUCAGGAGGACUUUCAGCGAGCUGCUGCAGUGACUUCCAAAGUUUGUGCGGCUCCAAGAGAGGGUAAAAUUUGGAGAAUAAAUCCGCAACAGUUUGCCCGGGGCUCAGGCGAGAAUGACACGUAUGGCUGCCGGGCUCGGAAGAGUCAGGGAUUUCAAAUGUGCAGGCUUGUGGAAAACGUCUGUGUCAGAAGAGAUUCCCCGAGGCUUCGCAGCGAAGACUCUAGUCUGUCAAGGCAACAGUGGAUUCGUGAGCUGGUCCGCCUUUCACGGCAGAGAUCAAUCAAUGCACAGCAUCGAGCAAAACCUGCCCCCCGUGGGCUCUUGGUGAUCGCUCUCCGCCGAGAGAGAGAAAAGGCAUUCGAGCAGCGAGAAGCGGUUCCACGUUAUCGAGCGCUUCGAUUUAUCGUCACAUGUGUUGCGGAGGCUGCUGCAGAUUUCGGCGCGGACGGCAAAGCUUUUCGUGCUGUGAAAUCCUGGCGCCCGUCAGCAUCGCCACUCGGUCCCAUCUCCUCGAUCACCAUAUUUCCAUUCCUCCAUCCAUUCAUCUAUCCAUCGAUCAAUCCAUUCAUUCCAAUUCUUGGCCUGCGUAAUUCACAGAGAGAGAGAGAGAGAGAGAGAGAGAGAGAGAGAGAGAGAGAGAGAGAGAGCCAUGAAAUUGUAGACAGGUAUAGGGAGCAGGGCAUUCGAUUGAAGGCUGGCCUCAUGGACGACAGUGAUGGGAAUUUAGGGCGGCCGCUGCUGGAAGAGGAGAAGCAGCGGCGGCAUGUGGUUCUGGAGGCCUUCACCAAGUACCUUCUGGUACAGGAACUGCUGGAGAUGUUAGCACUGAGAGGUCUGCUAACAAUUCUGGGCUUGUAUCUUCUGGAGAGUCUCCACUUUAGCGAGGAAGGAGCCACGGAGCUCGUCCACCUUUUUUUUAUGGGCACGCUGGUCAGCUCCAUUUUCGGCUCUUUUCUCAGCGAUGGAUUCAUGGGCAAAUAUCGAGCGAUUUUUUUUUUCUCCGCGUGCGAGCUCUGCGGAUACAUCAUGCUGGCAUCGUCGGCCAUUCCGAACGCGGCCUGGCAAUCGUCGAACCUUCGCAAGGAUUUGGCCUGCUUCGCCCUCCUGCUGGUGGCGCUGGGCUUCGGAGGCUUGAGGCCGUGCACGGCCACGUUCGGGGGCGACCAGGCGAUGCGCGCGGUGAGGACGACGGGGGCGGCGGCCGCCAUCGCCUCGGACGACGAGGGCGACAUUCUGACAGCGACGGAGAAGACGGCGAGUCGGCAGUUCUUCUCGGCGUACUACAUCGCCAUGGUCGGCGGCACCCUGCUCAGCUCGAUUCUGUUCCCGCUGAUCAGAGUGCAGGGCAAUGGCAGCUACUUCUUCGUGUUUCUGCUGCCCGCCUGCUCCAUGCCGCUCGGCACCAUCAGCUUCUGGCUCGGCCGGAACGAGUACCGCUUCGAUCCCGCGGAGGAGACUCUGCCAUCGCCCAUCCAUGGCAAGCAGCACCGGCAGGCGCAAGCGUCGGUGGAGAUUGCCGACGAGUCGGGCGAGAGGAUUGCGCUCGAAGCGAGACGAGCCUCAAUCCGCGACGACUGGAAAGUGCUGCUGUCUGCGCUGAUUGUUUUGAGUCCGACUCCAUUCUUCACAGCGCUCCACUACCAGCCGAGCUCGACGUGGGUGUUUCAAGCUCGCAAAAUGGAUGGUCAUGUGCCCUGGCUCGGCGGCUUGACCAUCCCUCCCGAUGAGAUUGGGGCCAUGAAACCAAUUUUUGUGGUUUUUAUUAUUCCGAUUCUCGACGAAUUAGUGUACCCUUUCGUAGAGAAACACGUGAUGGCGGUGACCAACUUGAGGAAAAUGGUGGUGGCUCUGUUCAUGGCCACUCUGGCGUUUGUCAUGGCGGGGGUCCUCCAAGUAGUCAUCGAUGCUAAUCUGCAGGAGAAACAAAUGGGUGGCAUAGACGUGUCAGGUUACGCAAAUAUAUCAAGACUGUGGCAAGUACCCCAGUAUAUUGCAAUAAGCGUGGCCGAGGUGAUGAUGUUGAUUCCGGCGAUGGAGUGGUCGUAUCACGAAGCUCCCAAGUCUAUGAAGACCGUCGUGAACGCCGCUCACAAUGCAUAUCAAGCCCUCGGUAAUCUGAUGAUCAUAGUGGUCGUGGCGCUUCUUGGGCAAAGAGUAUCGAAAGGUACAGAAGAUUUCGUUUUCGCUGGUCUCGGUGCGUUCGGAACAACUCUGAUGGCCACAUUCAGCUACACGUACAUCUCACGAGAGUCCAGAGCCUUGCAAAAGCACGGGAAACAACAGCAGGACUGAGUCACGGAGUACAGAUGACGAAGAAUGUAAAAAACCUUGUACACCAACACACUAGUUCUCGAGGCCGAAGGGACCAAAUUCGCUAACCCUCUUGUGAAAAGGAAAUUACUGUAAUGAAUUCACCUCCUGCAACAUCUUGUAGAUAGAUAUACAGAUCGAAGCACUGUCCCAGAGGGAAGAGAAGUUUAGGUGAGGAUUUUUCGUCUUAGCACUCGAUGAUGAGAAUCAGCCACACCCUCCUCUGUUCUUCUAAGAGGAACGAUACCAUGUGAGAGGACGGUCUAGACGUACUGUCAGUAGGUACAAAUGGACGAAGAUAGCAUUAGGGAGCAGUUCCACCUCUUGUAACAGGAAUUGGUUUUCAGCCAAAAAUGUUGUUUCUUUACACGUCAAGUGCUCCAUUGG